Messenger RNA from Cicer arietinum (chickpea), 1205 nucleotides. RefSeq lists its product as uncharacterized. The record is from RefSeq and is a predicted model, not a curated record. NCBI's taxonomy places the organism in Eukaryota, Viridiplantae, Streptophyta, Magnoliopsida, Fabales, Fabaceae.
UUAUCAAAGCCCAAAACAAACGAGAAAAGAAAAACCGUUAACGAGUUCGAGGUUGCUGAAGAAGAACAAAAAUGGCGGCGUCUAACUCCGAAUGUAACUCUAAGGACAAUACUCAGAAACCGAAUUUCGAAACGUUUCAGUUAUUUUCCUCUUCCGUAGGUUCUGGUUUCGGAAUUUUUGAUGAUGUUUCACAACAAGUUUCUGCUAUACCUCCUCCACCUUGCGUUGAAGUUCUCGCCUCUGAUUCAGAGGUUGCUUCAUGUAACAAACUCAAUGUGGAGUCAGUAGAUUUUGAUGGUGUUACUUUGUUUAAGGGGCGGGUGAAUACUCAACAAGUUUUUGGUUUAUCCAACUCUGAUUUAGUUCCGGGGAAAUAUGAAGGAGGACUGAAGCUGUGGGAAGGUUCACUAGAUCUAAUUAAAGCCCUUCGUUCAGAUAUCAAAAGUGAGCUUAUUUCAUUCGGAGGGAAGCGAGUAUUAGAGGUCGGAUGCGGUCAUGGACUGCCAGGAAUCUAUGCUUUGCUUGAGGGCGCAUCUGUUGUACAUUUUCAAGACUUCAAUGCCGAGGUCCUACGUUGUCUCACCAUUCCCAAUAUAAAUGCAAACAUUUCUUCAAGAUCUCAACUAUCACCGUCAAUCUCGACAAAUGACGAGGCAGAAGUUCGCUAUUUCGCUGGUGACUGGGGUGAAGUCGAUAAACUGCUACCUCAUGUUAGUAAAGAUGCUAAACACGUUGAAGGUUCUGGUUAUGAUUUUAUUCUGAUGGCGGAGACAGUAUACUCUAUCAACAGUCUUCAAACUCUCUACAAUCUUAUCAAGAAGUGCUUGAUACAUCCUCAUGGAGUUGUUUACAUGGCUGCAAAGAAGUAUUACUUUGGGGUAGGCGGAGGAACUCGAAGAUUUCUGUCUGUGGUCGAAAAAGAUGGUGUCAUGACUAGUAAUCUGGUUGCUGAAAUCACAGAUGGUUCAUCUAAUGUGCGUGAAGUAUGGAAGCUUACAUUCAAGUAGUGUUGCUUGUGACCGGAUGGAAGUUCCUUUGGAAUUACUCAACUUGUUUUUUAUAUCAAGGUAUUGUAAAACUUCAGAUGAUUAGAGAAUUUUAAGAAAAACAGAAGUUAUUUUAUGUUUGUUUAAAAUUAUAAAAAGUGACUUUGUAUUUCUCUAUCUUUUACUGGAAAUGAUUCUUUUUGUUUUCUUUUAAGUUAA